Messenger RNA from Ylistrum balloti, 1728 nucleotides. Its product is annotated as cocaine esterase-like. The transcript has 2 exons. The record is from RefSeq and is a predicted model, not a curated record. The coding region runs from base 1 to 1728 and encodes 575 amino acids. Lineage: Eukaryota; Metazoa; Mollusca; Bivalvia; Pectinida; Pectinidae.
AUGGCAUCCCAGCUGUUACUUUGCGUGUGGGUUAGCUUCACGAUGAUACUCUACACAUCAUGCCAGUCCUUCCAGACAGUCCACACACCUUCCGGUCCUAUCAAGGGACUGGUCGUCCCUACUCUUGGAAAGGAUAUUGUGCAGUUUAGGAACAUUCCGUAUGCGAAACCUCCAAUUGGUAACCUUAGAUUUGAGAAACCACUUCCGAUAGAACCGUGGACAGAAAUACUUGAUGGAACUGUUUUUGGACCCUCUUGUAUGCAGGAUAAAUCUUUCCUGUCAGCUAUAGGGGAAAAUACAGAUCAUGCGAUGAGUGAAGAUUGCCUAUAUCUAAAUGUUUAUGUACCGGGAGAUGUUUCGACCAAUGCCAACAAGGCAGUGAUGGUUUGGAUCCAUGGUGGAGGAUUAGUACUCUUCAAUGGUUGGGGCUAUGAUGCCUCAUUUUUGACAAUGAAAGACAUCAUCGUAGUUACUAUUAACUACCGCCUAGGGAUAUUUGGAUUCCUUAGCACGGGAGACUUAACAAUGCCCAGCAAUUUUGGACUAUGGGAUAUGAUUGAAGCAUUGAAGUGGGUUAAUAAAAACAUAGCUUCAUUUGGGGGCGAUCCUGAUUCUGUGACUAUUUUUGGUGAAUCGGCCGGAGGCAUCGCUGUGUCAUUUCUGGGUAUAAUUCCAAAUACUGCUGGUUUAUUCAAACGCAUGAUUGCCCAAAGCGGAUCUGCUAUAGCAUACUAUUGUGUUACAAGAGAUCCCGUAAAAUUUGCCAAAUCUAUAGGGAAAUUAGUUGGAUGUGUAGCUGGCAAAGACAGCGAUAUUGACAAUCAUGUGCUAAGGGAUUGCCUCAAGAGAAAGACAGCCGAUGAAUUAUUACAAGCCCAGUCGAAUCCUGGGACUCGGACUCAACAUUUUGGAACAUUUUCUCUUUUACCAACAAUUUGGCCAGUUAUUGAUGGAGAACUGAUUCAAAGGCCACCUUUGGACAUUUUGAAUGAUCCGAACUCGGAAGAAUCUAUAUAUUUUAGAUCUCUAGAUUUGCUUGCAGGUACGACUGAUAACGAAGGAGUAUUAAUGCCGAUGUUUUUGGCGGGAUUUCAAGAAUCUAUGAAAUUCAAUAUGACAGAAGGUAUACCAACCCCUGUCUUAUGUGACGUUGUGGCACCAACAUUAGCUAAAGAGAUGUUUAAUGACAAUAGUGUCGCAUCAGAUUUAAUUUGUAAGGAAUAUUCUUCUGACAGCCUUGAACAACAGUCACGAAAUAUUGUAAAUCUAUUUGCGGAUUCAUGGUUUGUGUUUCCGACGAUGCACCUUCUUGAGUUUCAUGCGAAGGAUAAACUGUCUCCAAACACAUAUCAAUAUGUAUAUACUCAGGCAGUGAACUUUUGGUUUUGGAUUCCCACUUAUCCAUGGAUGGAAGGAGCAGGGCAUGCGGUCGAGUUGUUGUAUAUGUUUGGUCCGACAGGGUUUAGUGAAAGGGAUCCAUCUUUGUCCACGGACGAAGGAAGAGCUUUUACUGAUGUUCUCGUCACGUACUGGACCAACUUUGCCAAAUCAGGGAAUCCGAAUGGAGAUGGCCUGGUUCCGUGGAAAGCGUUCAGUCUUAGUAGCCGGGACUAUCUAGAGUUGAAGUACCAACCAAGUCCGGGUCAGAACCUGUUCGAGAAAAGGAUGAAGUUCUUAUCACAGGACAUAUCAAACAAAAUACAGUCCGCUGCCAAGACUGAGCUAUAG